This is a messenger RNA of Aedes albopictus (Asian tiger mosquito), 1543 nucleotides long. Its product is annotated as growth arrest and DNA damage-inducible protein GADD45 alpha. The record is from RefSeq and is a predicted model, not a curated record. Lineage: Eukaryota; Metazoa; Arthropoda; Insecta; Diptera; Culicidae. Bases 620 to 1093 code for a protein of 157 amino acids. Gene Ontology annotation, cellular component: nucleus; cytoplasm. The transcript has a single exon. Gene Ontology annotation, biological process: regulation of cell cycle.
AAUGUUUGUGGAGGCACUUAGCUAGCGCAUGCCGCUUCCAACAAAGAGGGUGAAAAAUGAACACACGCGUGGCGUCGUCGGCCGUCGCGGCGCUCCGAGUGAAUGAAUUUCCACGGGCAGCAGGCGCGUGAUGAUUUUGCAAAUUUCCCUUCGUUCACGGACAGCGACAGGUUCUAUCGUGAAGCAUCGUGUGUUGGGGCUGCUCAAUGGCAAUCAACUAGCGGAGGCGACGUCGCGAUGGGUGGCGCCGAUGUAUGGGACGGUGUUUGCAAGGGGGCCCAACUUGGGGGUGUGGAGGAGAGCUCGGUUAUAAGUAUAACUACCCCACGAGUGAACCGAGCGGUACUAUUCAGUGAGAAACACUCGAACCGUGAACAUUAACCAGUACGCGCGACAAACUACGGAUACUCCUCCAGCUAGAAGUUAUUUCACAACGUCGCUUAAUAGUUUGUGUUUGGUGAAAGAAGAAAGUUUGCUAAAAGUGUCUGCCUGUUACGGAUAUUCAAGUGCAAGACAGAGUUUGGAAAACACAACGACACCUUUUCGCAAGGUGCAAUCGCUUCCGGAAUCGUCCACCCUGGCUAAGUCUCACUACGAAACAUACUACGGACAAUCGAAAAUGGUGAUUGCUAAGGGAUCAGUAUCGCUCAAGAUGACCAUCAAAGCUGGCUUCAAAACGGUCGGAAUCGGGCAGAACGCCCGAUCGACUCUGGUGCAGGCCCACAAGGAAGCCCGAGUCGUGGUGGGAAUCUCCAACGCCAUCCGAAGCCUCUCGGAAAACCCGGACAACUUCCUGUUCUGCUUCGUUGCUGCACCUAAACACCAGGACAGCACAGCUCACAUGCAGGAGGUUCUAUUGGAGGCGUUCUGCUUGGAGAACGAUAUCUACAUCAUCAAAGUCGACAGUGCGGAAAAGCUCAGCCGAUUACUGGGCUCGUCAGACUUGGCUGGCUGCGCCUUGGUCAGCAAACGCCCAUCAAGCAGCGAUUCAGAAGAGGAGGAAUUCUCCCGCAGCGAAAACAUCCUCAUCGACCACUGUGAGCUGUAUUGGGAUGAACCUGUGAAACCUGUUAUCAAAUUACCAGAGAAGUGAACGCAACGUGACAGACGCCUACUAUUUGAACAGCGAUAAGCAGUUUUUCUAUGAAUGUGAAACUAUAGAAGGGAAGCACUUUCAUUGCUUGUGAUAACAGAGCAAAGUGUGCUACCCCUAAGUAGAGUAUAAAGAAAGCCGGAUGUCGGAAAUACGAUGGCAUCGGGUAUCCAGUGUACAGUUGAGGACAGAUGUUCUAUAUAAGCAGUGAUAUGGCGGUAUAUAAGAUAGGCACCUGAAGGUGCGAUAUUCAUAGCCUUGAUAGUGAUUGACGAAGAUCAAUCAGCCAAUACAUUCAGAACACUGUCAGUGAUUUACUUCUAUGUAUUAUCUACUACUACUGAUAUAAUGAGUUUAGUUAAUCUCAUUAAGUUCUAAUCAAAAGUUAUCGUACGAUUUUUGCGUACAAAGAGCAUAAUAUAAACUAUGAUUGAAACUAUAAAAAAACAA